CUACGCAGAUCUCUAAACAAGUCGUUGACAAACUAGACAGAUACUUAGAUCAAUCGUUAUUUUUGUAGCUAAUUUAUAUCUGUAUUAUUUGCACUUCAAGGCGAAGUAUUGAAACUCGUGGUUACGCAAUAUACUGGAAUUGGGAAAGGGAAGACAGACCCAGACGUGUAAUCUUAUAGUUUAAGCUAAGUGAUGUGAAAUAUAUAUAUCUUUACGCAGCUAACGUUAACUAGCUAGUAUACAUGAUCCCAACAAGUAAAGACAUGAAAGUACUUAGCUACACCGUUAACUGGCAAAAAGGCAUCAUGGACAAGUCAUCAUACCGUUUGCUGCAGCUUCUGUCCUUUGCAUGGCUGGCCUGUAGGCCCACCUGUAGUUCUAUCACCACCUAUGGAACAAUAAUCCCACAAUCUCCAUUGGUGGAAAUUGGGAAGGAAUUCACCGCCACAUGUGUGCUCGACAAAGCUGCUAAAGCCACAGCGGAGGACAUCUACUGGAAGUUAAAAAACAUCACAGUGCCCAAAGAGCAGUACACCAAGAUAAAUGACUCGGCUGUUAGCGUGACCAUCACCAUCACCAAUGAAACAGCCAACUGGUUACUUUGUGAGAAGAAAGGGUCUCCCUUAUCCUUAAACCUAAAUCAAGUAAUCCAUGGGAUUCUAUUGACCAAAGGGUAUCCCCCUGAGAAGCCUGUGAACCUGUCCUGCAUGGCUGUCCAGUCUGGCCGAAAGAUGUCCUCCUGCGUGACGUGCACAUGGCAGCCUGGGACAAGAGACGAGAGGCUGAAAACCACUUAUACCUUGUUUAGCAGUCUAAUUGUCUCAAAUAAGAGCAGCAAAGCUAACAGAAGUAGUGGAUACAUCGACUUCGGCACCUUUCCAAGCUUCAUGGAACUUGCUAUGUGGGUAGAAGUUGAAAACAAGUUGGGGAAGGUUCGAUCUGACAUUCUGGAUAUUUAUGCUGCUGAUUUGGUGAAAACGAAUCCCCCAUCAGAUGUCAAUAUUAUUUCCAAGAAUAACUUUUCCAGGACUCUCUUAGUGAGUUGGAAGCACCCUAUCCAUGUAACCUAUGUAAUGCUGAAAUACAACAUCAGGUUCUGCACUGUGGGCUCUGGAGACUGGACUGAGGUACCCCCAAAUGACACUGAAAGCUACAAGGAGUCUUUCCGUCUUCAGUACCUCAAGCCGGACACAGAGUAUGUAGUGCAGGUGCGAUGCAUUCAUUAUAGGGGCUAUGGCUAUUGGAGUGACUGGAGCGCUAACUCUACUGCCAGGACCCCAGAGCACAAGCCUACAAGUAAGCCAGACCUAUGGAGAGUCGUCAUUCCCAGCCAAGUCAAAAGUGAGCGGAGAGUGCAAGUGAUGUGUAAGGAUCCAGUGGAGUCCAAUGGAAGGAUACGGGGCUACAGCAUCAAGAUCCAAGAUGGAAACUGGAUGACGGUGGCGGUCAAUGACUCUGACCUGGAUUCUAGGUCGCAAGAGAGGAAAAUUAUCCCCCUUUACCAGAUUCCCUGGUCUGACAAGAGAAGAGGCCUCAUUGAAUUGAAGGCCUGGAAUUCUGUUGGCGAGUCUCCCCAAGCAUCUUUGGGCAUCCCAAAAUUGACACAAGAGCCCGCUUCGGUGGAAUCGCUUAGCUGGUUUACCCAGCAGGGGAGGCUGUGGGUGAAAUGGCAGCCCCGCAAUGUGACGGCCACGGGGGAGCCCUACAGGUCCGAGGUGACGGAGUACAUACUGGAGUGGGUGUCUGUCAGCGAUGGCGCUAUGGACUGGCAGAGAGAACGUAGGCACACUAGGACGGCAGCCAUUAAAGGUAACCUUCAGAAGUUCAAUCGCUACAAUAUAUCUGUGUAUCCCAUGUACUCUGGGUGGACUGGGAAGCCAUUGACCAUAGCAGCCUUUCUGGAACAAGGAGCUCCGCUGGAGGGUCCCUCUGUGAAAGUGCGGCGGACAGGGAAAAACGAAGCUGAGCUGGAGUGGAUGGAGAUUCCACUGGACAAACAGCGAGGGUUCAUCACCAACUACACCAUCUUCUUCAUCACAGGGGGCAAGGAACACUCAAUAGUUGUCUCUACCGACACCUACUCUUACACUGUGAAGCGCAUGGCCAGCAACAGCAAGUAUGUGGUGCGGGUCAUGGCAUCUACAGUACAAGGCUCUACAAACAGCUCGGACCUGUCAUUCAAUACUCUGAUGUAUGCUCCCGGGCAGAUAGAAGCCAUUGUGGUGUCUGUGUGCAUCAGCUUCCUGUUUUUCAUAGUGCUGACCAUGCUCUGCUGCAUUUACAAAAUGGACUCGAUAAAGAAGAAGAUCUGGCCACCGGUUCCAGAUCCCUCCAACAGCACUAUCGCUAAAUGGUCUCCUGAUUUCACAUCCAAAGCUGACACUCCUAAGGAGAGCGCGCUGGGUGACGUGAGUAUUGUAGAGGUGGACGUGUUCGACAGGAAGUCUCUGUGUGAGGAGGAUAAGGCAGGCCUGCCGCUCAAGAAGGACAAGUACCUGUCGGAGGAGCAUAGCAGCGGUAUCGGCGGCUCCUCCUGCCUGUCGUCACCUCACCAGAGCGUCUCAGACAGCGAUGAGGGCGGCGACGAGGGCCAAACUACAGCCAGCACCGUCCAGUACUCAUCGGUGGUGGCAUCCUGCGGCUACAAGGGCCAGACCCCCUGCCCUCUCCCCCUGUCCGGCUCCUCCCAGACGCCCAGCUUCGCUCGCUCCGAGUCCACCCAACCCCUGCUGGACAGCGAGGAGCACCCGGAGGUCCCCGAGUCACACCAGCGCUACCUGCGGAACCCCUACUUCGGGCGCUUGCCUGGGGGGAACGAUGGCGACAGCGGAGACCUGGAGGACUUGAACCAGAUGGAGAUGAAGAAGCAGGGGUUGGCUUUGCGCCGGUUCUGCCCCCUGGAGGAGGACUUUCAGCAGACCACACCCACAGAGGAGGGUCAGUCACCUGACGGACAGCCAGGCCCUGACCCUAGCUACAUGCCUCAGCUCAGUGGCUACAGGCCUCAGUGUUAGGAGGAUGUAUGGUGACUUAGUUCGAGGUUGUCACACUUCAUGUACAGUGACUCUUCCUCUGUGCCUUUGUUAAUUUCACUUUUGUUUCAAGCUUUUAUAUUAUGAAUUAUGUCAGCCUAUUAUUUUUGCACUUACCCAAAUGGCAAUCAUGAACUUCAUGUGGUCAUCGUGACUUGCCUUGUUAAAUCUAUUUUAAGUGGAUGAUAUAGUUUGCCUUUAUGUCAAGGUUUUAUUGUUUUUAACAUCCUAAAAAGCAAAUAGAUGCCUACGUGCAGACCCGUUAAUUACUGACCUAGGUAGUUGGCGUCACCCAUUGACCUCCGAAGAAAAGUCCAUAGCCUAGAUGUGGAACCCUAUUCUCUACAAGCCGGCCAAGUUUAACCUUGAAUGGACAAAGUGUGAUGACGCAUCAUUCCAAGAAAGAGGACUUGAAGGAAGCGGAAAGGUGAUGCUAGCCAAUACAACAGGACCCUCUUGAAAUUCAGUACCUUCAGAAAGUAUUGAUACCCCUUGACUUAUUCCACAUUUUGUUACAUCCUAAAUUCUAAAUGGAUUUAAUAUAAAGGUUCUCACCAAUCUACACACAAUACCCAUAACAACAAAGUGAAAACAUGUUUUUUGAAUUUUUAGCAAAUUUAUUGAAAAGGAAAAACAUGAUUUACAUAAGAAUUCACACCCCUGACUCAAUACACGUUAGAAUCAUCUUUGACAGCAAUUACAGCUGUGAGUCUAUCUGGGUAAGUCUCCAAGAGCUAUGCGCAGCUGGAUUGUACAAGUUCAUCAUUGCUCGACAACCAUUUAAGUCUUGCCAUAGAUUUUCAAGCUAAUUUAAAUCAAAACUGUAACUAGGCUACACAGGAACAUUCAAUGUCAUCUUGGUAAGCAACUCCAGUGUAUUUUUUUACUUUUGUUUUAGGUUAUUGUCCUGCUGAAAGCUGUAUUUGUUUCCCAGUGUCUGUUGGAAAGCAUACUGAACCAGGUUUUCCUCUAGGAUUUUGCCUGUGCUUAGGUCUAUUCCAUUUUAUUAUUUUUUUUUUUCCCAAAAAACUCUCUAGUCCUUGCUGAUGACAAGCAUACCCAUAACAUGAUGCAGGCACCACCAUGCUUGAAAAUAUAAAGUGUGGUACUCUGUGAUGUGUUGGAUUUGCCCCAAACAUAACUCUUUGUAUUCAGGACAUAAAUUACAUUUCUUUGACACAUAUUUUACAGUUUUACUUUAGUGCCUUAUCGCAAACAGGAUACAUGUUUUGAAAUAUUUGUAUUCUGUACAGGCUUCCUUCUUUUCACUCUGUCAUGUAGGUUAGUGUUGUGGAGUAACUGCAAUGUUAUUGAACCAUCCUCAGUUUUCUCCUAUCACAGCCAUUAAACUCUGGUAGGAAGGACGCAUUUAACUUUAUAGUGACUGGGUGUAUAGAUACACCAUCCAAAGUGUAAUUUAAUAGCUUCACCAUGCUCUAAAGGAUAUUCAAUGUCUGCUUUUUUUUUUACCCAUCUGCCAGUUGGUGCCCUUCUUUGUGAGGCAUUGGAAAACUUCCUUGCUCAAUGCUCAACUGAGGGACCUUACAAGUAAUUGUAUGUGUGGGGUACAGAGACGAGGUAGUCAUUCAAAAAUCAUGUUAAUACUUAUUGCACACAGUGAGUGCAUGCAACUUGUGACUUGUUAAGCAACAUUUUACUCCUGAACUUUAGGAUAGCCAUAAAAGGGGUUGAAUAAUUGGCUCAACAUUUCAGCUUUGCAUUUUUUAUUAAUUUGUAAAAAUGUCAAAAAACAUUGUUCCUCUUUGAAAUUAUGGGCUAUUGUGUGUAGGCCAAUGAGAUACGAUCUCAAUUUAAUACAUUUUAAAUUCAGACUGUAACACAGAAUGUGGAAAAAGUCAAGGGGUGUGAAUACGUUGAAGACACUGUAUGCUACACUAGUAGGUGUAUGGUUAGUGACAUAUCUUUCCAGAUAGACAACUGUUUGACAAAUGUACAUUUUGCCUUUUUACAAUGCCUUAUUCCUUUUUUUCAAAGUCUUGUUGGCUUUACGUCAUGAUGGAAGUGUUGCAUUAUUAUAUAUACUGAAAAGGAAGUUUAUGUAUAAUUUGUUUCUGGAAAUGUUUUUCAUAUGAAUUUUUGUGUUGUCAUGAAUUUUCUGAAGACUGAAAAGUGCAGUAUAUUUUGUUCAUUUGUUUGAGAUUCUUUUUUUUGGAACAUACGUACAGAUCUCAACAGGACCAACUCCCAUAUUUGUUCUUAAAGAGAAUAUGGUCAGAAAGGGAUGUUACAUGUACAGACUAUUUAAAUAUUGCUACUUGAGGGUUCUGAAAAAUAUUCUUACACCAUCACUCAGUUAACACUACUUUUCCACAUAUACGGGAAACAUAACAUAGCCUAGUACUCCACUGCAUGCCACCAGAAUACAUGUGCCCUUUUUGGAGCAUGGUUUGUGAAUGUGUGACAUUAUACAGUAUGAAAUAAAACAAAAGUGUUAUCCAUGUGAA
Salmo salar (Atlantic salmon) is the source of this 5497-nucleotide messenger RNA. RefSeq names its product interleukin-6 receptor subunit beta. Gene Ontology annotation, molecular function: protein binding. The record is from RefSeq and is a predicted model, not a curated record. NCBI's taxonomy places the organism in Eukaryota, Metazoa, Chordata, Actinopteri, Salmoniformes, Salmonidae.